CAGGUUCUCCAUCGCCAAGAAAAACGCGAUCACGUGACCAAUGAGGCCGCGGGCGCGUUCUAAUUCUAGAAUCAGAACCUACGGACACACUUACAUGUAGGGGUGUGAAAGAGCGCGCGGCGAUAGAAAGUGCAGACUAAAGUUUUCAGUGAAGCCGAACGUUGCAGACGUUUUUCCAUAACUCACGUGCAGAAAUAUCUAAGCAUAAAAAGAGAGAGGAGAGAAAAGGGCUCCUGAGGAGAUCCAGGAUGGAAUGGAAUGAGCAGACUGUGCAGACAAGUACAGAGGACAGUGUAGCAAAGGAGAAGGAGGAAUGUAAGACAGCGGGAGACAUGGGAGAACCAAAGGAAGUGGAAGUCAGCUACGAGUUGGUGGAGGAGGAAGUGCAGUCGGGUUCAGAGGGAGAGCAGCAGCAGGUGCAGAGUGUGCAGACAAGUACAGAGGACAGUGUACCAAAGGAGGAAUGUAAGACAGCAGGAGAAAUGGGAGAACCAAAGGAAGUGGAAGUCAGCUACGAGUCGGUGGAGGAGGAAGUGCAGUCGGGUUCAGAGGGAGAGCAGGUGCAGAGUGUGCAGACAAGUACAGAGGACAGUGUACCGAAGGAGGAAUGUAAGACAGUGGGAGAAAUGGGAGAACCAAAGGAAGUGGAAGUCAGCUACGAGUCAGUGGAGGAGGAAGUGCAGUCGGGUUCAGAGGGAGAGCAGCAGCAGGUGCAGAGUGUGCAGACACAUACAGAGGACAGUGUGCCAAAGGAGAAGGAGGAAUGUAAGACAGUGGGAGACAUGGGAGAACCAAAGGAAGUGGAAGUCAGCUACGAGUCGUUGAUGGAGGAAGUGCAGUCGGGUUCAGUGGGAGAGCAGCAGCAGGUGCAGUGUGUGCAGACAAGUACAGAGGGCAGUGUUCCAAAGGAGAUGGAGGAAUGUAAGACAGUGGGGGACAUGGGAGAACCAAAGGAAGUGGAAAUCAGCUACGAGUCGUUGAUGGAGGAAGUGCAGUCGGGUUCAGUGGGAGAGCAGCAGCAGGUGCAGAGUGUGCAAACAAGUACAGAGGACAGUGUACCAAAGGAGAUGGAGGAAUGUAAGACGGUGGGAGAAAUGGGAGAACCAAAGGAAGUGGAAAUCAGCUACGAGUCGGUGGAGGAGGAAGUGCAUUCGGGUUCAGAGGGAGAGCAGGUGCAGAGUGUGCAGACAAGUACAGAGUACAGUGUUCCAAAUGAGAAGGAGGAAUGUAAGACAGUGGGAGAAAUGGGAGAACCAAAGGAAGUGGAAAUCAGCUACGAGUCGGUGGAGGAGGAAGUGCAGUCGGGUUCAGAGGGAGAGCAGCAGCAGGUGCAGAGUGUGCAAACAAGUACAGAGGACAGUGUAACAAAGGAGAAGGAGGAAUGUAAGACAGUGGGAGAAAUGGGAGAACCAAAGGAAGUGGAAGUCAGCUACGAGUCAUUGAUGGAGGACGUGCAGUCGGGUUCAGAGGGAGAGCAGGUGCAGAGUAUGCAGACAAGUACAGAGGACAGCAUACCAAAGGAGAUGGAGGAAUGUAAGACAGUGGGGUACAUGGGAGAACCAAAGGAAGUGGAAAUCAGCUACGAGUCGGUGGAGGAGGAAGUGCAGUCGGGUUCAGAGGGAGAGCAGCAGCAGGUGCAGAGUGUGCAGACAUGUACAGAGGACAGUGUACCAAAGGACAGGGAGGAAUGUAAGACAGUGGGAGACAUGGGAGAACCAAAGGAAGUGGAAGUCAGCUACGAGUCGUUGAUGGAGGAAGUGCAGUCGGGUUCAGAGGGAGAGCAGGUGCAGAGUGUGCAGACAAGUACAGAGGACAGUGUACCGAAGGAGGAAUGUAAGACAGUGGGAGAAAUGGGAGAACCAAAGGAAGUGGAAGUCAGCUACGAGUCAUUGAUGGAGGACGUGCAGUUGGGUUCAGAGGGAGAGCAGGUGCAGUGUGUGCAGACAAGUACAGAGGACAGCAUACCAAAGGAGAUGGAGGAAUGUAAGACAGUGAGGGACAUGGGAGAACCAAAGAAAGUGGAAAUCAGCUACGAGUCGGUGGAGGAGGAAGUGCAGUCGGGUUCAGUGGGAGAGCAGCAGCAGGUGCAGAGUGUGCAGACAAGUACAGAGGACAGUGUACCAAAGGAGAGGGAGGAAUGUAAGACAGUGGGAGGCAUGGGAGAACCAAAGAAAGUGGAAGUGAGUCGGUGGUGGAGGUGGUGGAGGAAGUCAGUGGGUAGUGGUAGUGGUGGGGGAGGAAGUCAGUCGGUGGUGGAGUCGGUGGUGGAGUCGGUGGUGGAGGAAGUGCAGUCAGGUACAGAGGGAGAGCACCAGCGGACCGAGCCGGAGGACGAGGGGAACGAAUGCACUAAACCGGACAGAGAAAAAGCAGAGAUUGAGGAGAAGCUGCUGGAGAAAGACAGCAUGCUGAAAAAACUGCAAGAGGAAAAGGAAGAGAUGGCCAAAAAGAUAAGAGAGCUUGAGAAGAACAGAGAGAAACUCGAGGAGAUCAUAUGGAAGAAAGAUCAUAGAGCUGCAGCAGAUUUUCAGAAGGAACGGGAGGGGAAAGAUAGCGCUCAUCUGACGCUCUUGGAGGAUUUAAUGAGGAGGGUUAUGAAUCUGGAAAAAGCCAAAGCCCAGAGAAGUGAGGAGAGAGAGAGAGAGAGAACAGACAAUACCGACAAGUCUGUGGUGAAGGAGGGGCAUACGGAAGCCGGGUUUACUAGAAUCAGAGAGCAGCAGGAUAGAGAGGAGGCCGAGCUGGAGAAGGUGAGGAAGAAACGUGUUGAAAUAGAGAGAGAAAAACAAGAGAUGGUGGCCUACUGGAGAGAGCAGCACAGGACGUGGUCUUGGCAUCCGCAAGAGAAAAACGCCACAAUGAAAAGAACGCAAAAGAGAAAGAAAAAGAUAGUCAAGAAGAUACAACUGCUUGAGGAGAUAAGCGAGAGACAACAUCUCAAGCAGAUGGACUUGAUGAAUCUGCUAGAAGAAACGGAGAAAGAGUUUAAGAAGGAGCUGGAGGAGAAAGAAAGAGCUCAACUUGCUGUCACUGAGCAGUUACUGGCCAAGAUAGAGUAUCUGAAUCAAAGCCAGGCUCAGAUAGAAGAGGAGAGAGAGCAGCUCCAGACAGAGCUGCAGCUGAGAGAGAUAGAGGCUAGAGAAGCUGGGAUGGAAAGUCUGCCUGAUGUUAAGAUGGGUGCAGAAAUGCAGACUGAAGAAGUGCAGGAGGACCAAGACAGCCCGAAGAUGCAAGAGGCGGACGACAGGAACGUUGAGCUUCUGCAAUACAUCAGUCAGCUUCAGGCUUACAACGCGCACUUUGCAGAACGAGUACAGAUAGCAGAGGUGAGGAGAGAUAUCUUGGAGAAAGAUCAAGAGAGCUGGAAGAGAGAGAGAGAGAACUGGAAGAAAGAGAGAGCAUGCUGGGAGGAAGCAUCAGAAAGAUGGAAGGAAGAGAGAAGCACCUUAAUGAAAGAGAAUGAUGGCUUAAAGAAAGAGAGGGUGACCUGGGAGACAGAGAGAGAGAUGUGGGAGAGAGAGAAAAUAAUCUGGGAGAAAUUGACAGGGAACACAGAGAAAGAGCGUGGGAGCAAAAAGAGGAAAAAGGUCACGGGGAACCUGGAGCCUAUCCCAGGGAGCAUCGGGCACAAGGCGGAGUACACCCUGGACAGGGUGCCAGAGAAAGAAAUAUCAUGUAGUAUAAAUAAAAGAUCAUUUUCUCCUUGUUUAAUUAUAAAGUUUUAAUAAAG
This is a messenger RNA of Ictalurus punctatus (channel catfish), 3730 nucleotides long. Its product is annotated as trichohyalin. The coding region runs from base 249 to 3725 and encodes 1158 amino acids. The transcript has 2 exons. NCBI's taxonomy places the organism in Eukaryota, Metazoa, Chordata, Actinopteri, Siluriformes, Ictaluridae. The record is from RefSeq and is a predicted model, not a curated record.